ACUGAAUUUGAACGAUACCGGAAGUACAAGGAAGGCAUGGGUGAGGACGAGUGGGCUCCAUUUUGUGACGAGGAAGAGUGGGGUCUCGCUGAGUGGCUUGUAAAAAGCCUUGGGCAGACUCAAACCGAUGAAUUUCUAAAGUUACCGAUUACCCAAAACCGAAUGCAAGCUUCAUUCCACAACAACCGAUCAUUCCUCAAGAAGGUUGAUGAACUCCCGCAUGGAGCCGCCUGGAGCUGUAAGAAGAUUAGCGUUCAGGGAAAUAGAACAGACGAAAAAGGCGAACCGUUGCAUGAAGAUGUUGAACUGUGGAUGCGCAAUCCUGUAGAGUGCAUCAAGGACUUGAUCGGAAAUCCUUUGUUCAAGGAUCAAAUGGUGUACACACCUGCUCGCGCAUACACGGACUCUGCAGGACUCCACCGGGUGAUAGACGACAUGUGGACUGCAGAUUGGUGGUGUGACAUGCAAAAAAAGGUGCCGGAAGGAGCGACCAUCGCGCCAAUUAUUCUUGCAACAGACAAAACGAGUCUGUCGCAAUUCCGAGGUGACAAAAUGGCAUAUCCUGUGUACCUCUCUAUAGGAAACAUUGCUAAAGAAAAACGGCGGCAAACGUCAGCAAGAGCGACAGUCCUGAUUGGUUACCUACCUUCAGGAAAGCUUGACUGCUUA
This is a messenger RNA of Suillus subalutaceus, 669 nucleotides long. RefSeq lists its product as uncharacterized. Lineage: Eukaryota; Fungi; Basidiomycota; Agaricomycetes; Boletales; Suillaceae. The transcript is spliced from 4 exons. The record is from RefSeq and is a predicted model, not a curated record. The annotation marks the transcript as partial.